AUGGAGGAUGAGGACCUGAAAUCUGCCAUCAACGUCGCCUGGGUGCUCCUGUGCACCGCGCUUGUCUUUUGGGAGCAGGCCGGCUUUGCCAUGUGGGAGGCGGGCUGCCUCCGCUCGACCAGCUUGCACUCAAUCCUUCUGAAGAACAUGUGCGACGCCGCCAUCGGCGCCGCGGCUUUCUUCACCCUCGGCUACGCCAUCGGCUUCGGUGGAGGCGCCGACCACAAAUUCGCCGGCAACGACAAGUUCUUUCUCAAGGCAUGCGCGGCCCGCCUGCACAACCCUGCACCGCCGCCGUUCGCCCUCCCAGCCGCGCUCGGCGUGGCUAUUGACGACUACCACAUCGUCUUCUUCCAGUGGGCCUUCGCCGCCACCGCAGCCACUACCGUGAGCGGCUGCAUGGCGGAGCGCACCCAAUUUGCCGGCUACCUGAUCUACUCCUUUUUCGUCACCGCCUUCAUCUACGCUGUCCCCUUGCACUGGCUGUGGGCCGACGCCGGCUGGCUGUGCGCGUGGGGCGACAACGCCGCCUUUGGCUACGGCAUGAUCGACUUCGCCGGCUCCGGCAUUGUGCACAUGCUGGGCGGCGCCGCGGGGCUGGUCGGCUCGUAUGUCGUGGGCCCGCGCGCGGGCAGGUUCACGGACAAGGGGCCGGUGCAGAUCGAGGGGCACUCGAUCGCCCUCACGACGCUCGGCGUCUACUGCCUCUGGUUUGGCUGGUUUGGCUUCAACGCCGGCUACACGCUCGGCACGACGGGCGGCAUGUGGAAAACGGCGGCCCUCAUCUGCGUCAACACGACCAUCUCGCCGUCGGCCUCGAUCCUCUCCGUGCUGCUCCUCGAGAAGUUCCUGGCGGGCUACUACGACACCUCCAAGUGCAUGAACGGCAUCGUGGCGGGGCUCGUAGGCAUCACUGGCCCCUGCGGCGUGGUAGAGCCCUACGCGGCGGCCAUCAUCGGCAUCGUCUCCGGGGCCGUCUACUGCGGC
This is a messenger RNA of Emiliania huxleyi CCMP1516, 987 nucleotides long. It is a transcript of the gene AMT20, whose product is annotated as putative ammonium transporter. The record is from RefSeq and is a predicted model, not a curated record. Gene Ontology annotation, molecular function: ammonium channel activity. Gene Ontology annotation, biological process: ammonium homeostasis; ammonium transmembrane transport. Lineage: Eukaryota; Haptophyta; Isochrysidales; Noelaerhabdaceae. The transcript has 4 exons. Gene Ontology annotation, cellular component: membrane. The annotation marks the transcript as partial.